ACCCCCUGGCCAGAUAUGCUCUUGAGUCUUCACCUCACUCCACCACGCACUCACUCAUCCGGCCCAACUCACCUCACUUCGCCCUCGGCUCAUAAAAUAUAAAAAGAAAACGAUGCAACGGCCUGUAUAAGCAGCAGGGUUCGAGAUUCUCAAGUCCGGCACGCGGAUGACCGCCGUGGCCCGGUCCUAAUCGCGGCGGCGGCCUUCACCGGAGAAGGCGCAACUUUUGAUCUCAGAGACGAGGUCUCAUCAACAACAUCCUCACGCACCCUCAACGCGCCGCAGACCACCAUGGCCGCCCUCGGCGCCAUCGCGCCGCUCCUCCUCCGCCCGGCACCCCUCUUCCUCGUCGCCGCGGCCCUCCGCCUCGCCCUCCUCCUCUACGGCAACUGGCAGGACGCCCACUCCGCCCUCAAGUACACCGACAUUGACUACCUCGUCUUUACCGACGCCGCGCGCUACCUCGUCUCCUCCUCCUCCUCCUCGCCCUCAUCGUCAUCAUCGUCGUCGUCCUCCGCUUUCGAUCCCUCAUCCCCCUACCAGCGCGACACGUACCGCUACACCCCUCUCCUCGCCUGGCUCCUCCUGCCCACCACCCUCUCCCCGCAAUGGCUCUUCUUCUCCUUUGGCAAGCUCGUCUUUGCCCUCGCUGACCUGCUCGCCGGCUGGCUCAUCCUACGCGUCCUCCUCUACGUCCCUCCCACCGCUCCCCUCCGCGGCGGCCAACGCAUCAUCGCCUCGUCAUCGCCAUCAUCAUCAUCGCAGUCGCCGCCGCCGCCGCCCAUGACCCUCGAGCGUGCCGGCGCCUUUGCCGCCCUCUGGCUCUGGAACCCCAUGGUCGCCACCAUCAGCACCCGCGGCAGCUCCGAGGGCCUCCUCGGCGUCCUCACCGUCGCCCUGCUGUGGGCCGUCCAGCGCCGGCGCGUCUCCCUCGCCGGCGCCCUGCUCGGCCUCGGCGUCCACUUCAAGAUCUAUCCCUUCAUCUACGCGCCCGCCAUCAUCUGGUGGAUGGACGACGAGCACAUGGGCGGCGGCGGCGGCGCGCCGACAUCACAACACACGCCGGCCAAGGGAGGCGCACGCAAGCAGACUCACUCGUCGGCGUCAGCGUCGUCGUCGGCGGGCGGCGCGGCGCUUCUGCUGCUGCUGCGCUUCGGCUCCCCCGCGAGGAUCCGCCUCGCCCUCGUCAGCCUCGCCACCUUCAUGGGCCUCAACCUCCUCAUGUACGCCGCCUACGGCCGCCCCUUUAUCGUGCACACCUUCCUACACCACCUCACGCGCAUCGACCACCGCCACAACUUUUCCCCCUACAACGUCCUGCUGUACCUCACCUCGGCCAGCAGCCCGUCGUCGUCGCCCGCGACCUCCGCCGCCUCCGCCGCCUCCGCUGCUGCCGCCUGGCACGUCGAGUCCCUCGCCUUCGUGCCCCAGCUGCUCCUCUCCUGCGUGCUCAUCCCCUUUGUCCUCGCCAAAAAGGACCUCGCCACCUCCAUGAUGGCCCAGACCUUUGCCUUUGUCACGUUUAACAAGGUCUGUACGUCGCAGUACUUUCUCUGGUACAUGAUCUUCCUGCCGCUGUACCUCCCUCGCUCCUCGCUCCUCCGUAGCCCGAAGCUGGGCGUCACGGCCCUCGUCCUCUGGGUCGCUUCGCAGGGCGCAUGGCUACAGCAGGGCUACCAGCUCGAGUUCCUCGGCAAGAGCACCUUCUUCCCGGGCCUCUGGCUCUCUUCCUUGGGCUUCUUUCUUGUCAACUGCUGGAUCUUGGGCAUCAUCAUCAGCGACGGCGUGGCACAACCAGGUAUCGAGACUUUAUCUAAAACACACGUCGAAUAGUCGACCACCCGCCGUGUAGCAUGAACGACUGCACGACACUGUAUCAUGCGAAUGUAACAAUACAUAUCACUCG
Molecule: messenger RNA, 1906 nt
Organism: Purpureocillium takamizusanense
Lineage: Eukaryota; Fungi; Ascomycota; Sordariomycetes; Hypocreales; Ophiocordycipitaceae
Gene: GPI14
Product: GPI mannosyltransferase 1
Exons: 2
Coding region: 292-1833 (513 amino acids)
Biological process (GO): GPI anchor biosynthetic process
Cellular component (GO): membrane; glycosylphosphatidylinositol-mannosyltransferase I complex
Molecular function (GO): alpha-1,4-mannosyltransferase activity; GPI mannosyltransferase activity
Source: RefSeq, a predicted model, not a curated record